AUGCAGGCUGAGACCAUCCUGGAGGGUCUUGAGGCUGGCUUACCCCAGGCUGUGAGUAGUGGGCUCAGCCUAGUCCCGGCUCCUGGGUUAGUGAUCACGUGCCGCUCUGCCCACUCAGGGCCUGGAGGAAUGGCCUUAGAGCCCCCACCAACCAGGCUCAGGAAGGCAUUCCUAGCUCAGAGUACCCUCCUGGAGUCUACACUGGAAGGGGCUCCUGAGUGGGCCGCGCCACACCCCGAGGAGCAGAGGCGCAGUCCUCCCGCGUACUCCCAGCACACUCCACCCCUGCCCAGCACACCCAUGGGGCCCCCACCUUGCUCACCUGGGGGGAACCACCCACUCUGCGCCCUCUCAGGGAGAGGUGGUGGCCGCUGCUCUAUCCCCUCCCUCUCUUCCUCUUCCACCUUCUCUCUCUUCUCAUCUGGGUGCUGGAACCCAAGCGUGAAACUGAGAGUCAGAAAGUCUCAGUCUCAAGGCAGAGCGGGGCAACUAAUUUAA
Molecule: messenger RNA, 498 nt
Organism: Pongo pygmaeus (Bornean orangutan)
Lineage: Eukaryota; Metazoa; Chordata; Mammalia; Primates; Hominidae
Exons: 1
Coding region: 1-498 (165 amino acids)
Source: RefSeq, a predicted model, not a curated record